AUGGCCGACGCUAUUCGUGGAGUAUGGCAAUCUAUUGUCACUGCCAAGCGCAACUAUCUUAACCCCCACGAGCACUUCGGUAGAAUGAUGAUCUGCCGUUGUGCCUUGGCUAGCUACGUCGGAAUUUAUUUCCUCGCCAAGUGGAACUCUGCCAAGAAGGCCAAGGCCCUCCAAGCUCAGAAGGCUGCUGAGAGAAAGAACAUCAUCAAUGACGCUGUUCUCCGUGCUGGACUUUAG
Auanema sp. JU1783 is the source of this 237-nucleotide messenger RNA. The record is from the annotation of a GenBank genome assembly. NCBI's taxonomy places the organism in Eukaryota, Metazoa, Nematoda, Chromadorea, Rhabditida, Rhabditidae.